CGGGAGCUUUGGAGGGGGACCCUGGGGGGUGACUGACUGAAGCUAGCAAAGGAAAGGUGCUGUGGACCCUCCCUCAAGGAGGCCUGGACACUGUUCCUAGGAAGGGCACACCGAGGUGGGCCUAGAGUGUGCAGAGAUGAAGCUGCUCCCGGCACUCGCAGGGCUCCUGGCUGUCCUGGCCGUGCCCCAGCCCGCUGAGAGUGCUGCCCCAGCUGUCACGGGAGAGGUGGAGAACUUGAUGGUGCUGACCUGCAUGGAGGAGGCCAAGCGGCUAGUGGACAAGGCCUACAAGGAUCGGCGGGAAAGCCUCAAGCAGCGGCUUCGCAGUGGCUCUGCCAGCCCCAUGGACCUCCUGUCCUACUUCAAGCAGCCAGUGGCCGCCACCAGGACAGCUGUGAGGGCUGCUGACUAUCUGCAUGUAGCCCUAGGCCUGCUGGAGAGGAAGCUGCAGCCCCUGUGGCCACGACCCUUCAACGUCACUGACGUGCUGACACCCGCCCAGCUGGAUCUGCUGUCCAGGUCGAGUGGCUGCGCCUACCAGAAUGUGAGGGUGACCUGCCCGCAGAGAGACCAGUACCGCACCAUCACGGGGCACUGCAACAACAGACGCAGCUCCACGCUGGGGGCCUCCAACCGCGCCUUUGCGCGCUGGCUGCCCGCCGAGUACGAGGACGGCGUCUCGUUGCCCUUCGGCUGGACGCCCGGGGUCAGGCGCAGCGGCUUCAGGGUGCCCCUGGCACGCGCCGUCUCCAAUGACAUCGUGCGCUUCCCCACGGAGCAGCUGACCCCGGACCAGGAGCGCUCGCUCAUGUUCAUGCAGUGGGGCCAGCUGAUCGACCACGACCUCGACUUCAGCCCCGAGCCAGCUGCCCGUGUUUCUUUCAUCACUGGCGUCAACUGUGAAACCAGCUGCCUGAAGCAGCCGCCCUGCUUUCCGCUCAAGAUCCCACCCAACGACCCCCGCAUCAUGAACCAACAGGACUGCAUCCCCUUCUUCCGCUCCAGCCCAGCCUGUUCAGGAAGCAUCACUAUCCGCAACCAGAUCAAUGCGCUCACCUCCUUCGUGGACGCCAGCAUGGUAUACGGCAGUGAGGACCCUUUGGCCAUGAACCUGCGCAACUUGACCAACCAACUGGGGCUGUUGAAUGUCAACACCAACUUCAGUGACAAUGGCCGGGCCCUGCUGCCCUUUGACAACCUGCAUGAUGACCCCUGCCUCCUCACCAACCGCUCAGUGCACAUCCCCUGCUUCCUGGCAGGGGACACCCGCUCAAGUGAGAUGCCCGAGCUCACCUCCAUGCACACACUCUUUUUGAGGGAGCACAAUCGACUGGCCACAAAGCUUAAGAGCAUGAACCCGCUCUGGGAUGGAGAGAGGCUCUACCAAGAAGCCCGGAAGAUCGUGGGAGCCAUGGUCCAGAUCAUCACUUACCGGGACUACCUGCCCCUGGUGCUGGGGCCAGAGGCCAUGAGGAAGUACCUGCCUAGGUACCGGGGCUACAAUGACUCAGUGGACCCUCGCAUCGCCAAUGUCUUCACCAAUGCCUUCCGCUACGGCCACACCCUCAUCCAGCCCUUCAUGUUCCGCCUGGACAACCAGUACCAGCCCAUGGGGCCCAACCCCCGAGUUCCCCUCAGCAAGGUCUUUUUUGCUACCUGGAGGGUAGUGUUGGAAGGUGGCAUUGACCCCAUCCUCCGGGGCCUCAUGGCCACGCCUGCCAAGCUGAAUCGCCAGAACCAAAUCGUGGUGGAUGAGAUCCGGGAGAGGCUGUUUGAGCAGGUCAUGAGGAUCGGGCUGGACCUGCCUGCUCUGAACAUGCAGCGCAGCCGGGACCACGGCCUCCCAGGGUACAAUGCCUGGAGGCGCUUCUGUGGGCUUUCGGAGCCCAGCACGGUGAAUGAGCUGGCUACGGUGCUAAGGAACCUGAACCUGGCGAGGAAGCUGAUAGCCCAGUAUGGCACACCCAACAACAUUGACAUCUGGAUGGGCGGUGUGGCCGAGCCCCUAGAGCGCAACGGGCGUGUGGGCCCACUCCUCGCCUGCCUCAUCGGGACUCAGUUCAGGAAGCUCCGUGACGGCGACCGGUUUUGGUGGGAGAACACAGGUGUGUUCACUGCACGGCAGCAGCAGGCCCUGGCCAAUAUCUCCUUGCCCCGCAUCAUCUGUGACAACACGGGGAUCACCACUGUGUCCAAGGACAACAUCUUCAUGUCCAACACGUUCCCUCGGGACUUUGUCAGCUGCAGUGCACUCCCGCCGCUGGACCUGGCUCCCUGGAGGAAUGCAGACUAGUGGCUGGGAGCCUGCCUAGAAAGGAAGUUGGGCCUGUUGGCCCUUUUGUAUGAUUUGUUUGUACCUGACAUUUUUUAUAAUAAAGCACCACUGCAGGA
Messenger RNA from Manis javanica (Malayan pangolin), 2391 nucleotides. It is a transcript of the gene MPO, whose product is annotated as myeloperoxidase. Gene Ontology annotation, biological process: defense response to bacterium; response to oxidative stress. The record is from RefSeq and is a predicted model, not a curated record. Gene Ontology annotation, molecular function: peroxidase activity; heme binding. NCBI's taxonomy places the organism in Eukaryota, Metazoa, Chordata, Mammalia, Pholidota, Manidae.